Molecule: messenger RNA, 2889 nt
Organism: Oxyura jamaicensis (ruddy duck)
Lineage: Eukaryota; Metazoa; Chordata; Aves; Anseriformes; Anatidae
Gene: VCF1
Product: family with sequence similarity 104 member A
Exons: 3
Coding region: 108-494 (128 amino acids)
Source: RefSeq, a predicted model, not a curated record
GGGGCAAGGGCGGGGGCGGUGCGGGCGGCGCGCAUGCGCAGCGGGGCGGGGAGGCCGGAAGCGGGAGCGGGGCCGGGCGGCGGGGCAGGCACCGGGCGCUGCCCGCCAUGAGCUGCCGGCAGCCGCUGCCCAGCGAGCGCGGGGCGAGGCAGAGGAAGAGGAGGCGCAACGGCAAUGAAGAUGACAGCCACGUUCCCCAGACAAAACGUAACACCAGGAACACCGUCCUUCAGGACUCGUGGGACACCGAGUCCUCCAGCAGCGAUAGCGGCAGCAGCAGCAGCAGCUGUAGUAGCAGUAGCAUCAACAGCCCUGACAGAGCGAGCGGCCCAGAAACCAGCCUAAACCCGGUCAUUGCAGGAUCCAGUCCUGUCUCCUCUCAGUCCUUCCAUGAGCAGUCUGCACUAAGUCAAGGUCCUUACUUCCACAUCAACCAGAUCCUGAAGGAGGCACACUUCCACAGCUUACAGAGCCGGGGACGCCCUCCUACAUGAUGAACCAGCAGUUCCUUGCCUUCUGUGAAGGGACAGCACUGUGUAGAUUUGAUAUUUCAACUUCAAGUUUGUUAAAAUGGAAUUGCACAAAACGCCUGUUGCCUUUUCUGUCUAUAUUUGAAAUAACAGGUUAACAGGAAAUUGUUUACUUGUGGUUUGCUGCACUAUUGCAAUGCAAAAGGGGCUUUGAAGCAAUUUUUAUAGGAUUCUUUUUGGGGUGGUUGUAAAGUACGUGUCCAGAGGAGACCGAGGAAUCCACAUCUGUGUUAUAGGAUUGCAUAAUGUCCAAUUCCAUUGACUGCCUAAUCUGUUUGUUAGCAGUUUGCUUUAUGUAAAAUUCUUUCAAACAUUCAUCUUCAGUUUUAUAAGUCUUUUUUUUAAUUUCAAUAAACUAGUAAAAAAAAUAUUUGGCAAAAUAUUUCUGAGCAUUUAGAAGUAACAGAACAGUAAUAGGCGCUGUCACUGGAAUGCGCUAGGACUGAUCCAGCUGUAAGCUCUCAGCCCAGUGUGGUGCGUGACGAGCUUUACUUUGCUUGAUCUUUCCUGUUGCAGUAUUGAAAAGAAAUUGUGAAACUAGAACCAGGAAAGCUUAGGCAGCUGUAGCCAAAAUAGCAGGUGGCUGCUGGGUUUGCAUAGAGCUAUCUGCUGAGAAGAGCCUGGGGAGGAGCUUUUGGAGGAAAGGAAACGUUGCUCUGAUACCAAUUUCUAGCUGUGAAACUUUUUUUUUGUUAUAUUGUGUAGUUUUGUUUCUUUAAUUUGUCUUUAACUCCUAAGGAAUAGAAAGUGCAGGAGUAGCUAGAGCACCACUUCAGCGUGCAAAGUACAAGGACCUUCCUGGCCUGUGCCUGGUUCAAGCGGCAUUGCUACUGUCUGGCUAAGCAUGGCAAAGUACUCCUCUUCUGGCAGCACCGGCGGAGGUGUCACCAGUCCCUGCUGAGGGCAGAGCGUUCUCCGCAAAGACAAAUACAGAGACAAACUUCUUAUUUUUUAUUGAAUCACUUGGUCAUGCCAGAAAGCCAUCCCAGCUUGAAGAGCGAAGGUGCAGCUGUGUCUUCCUCCUCGGUUACAAGCUGCCUGAACAAAGAGCCAGGGCGCGAUGCCUCCUCUUCUGCUCUUGUGAGGGCAGGAGGUGGAACCUGUUUGUUUUUAGAAACAAGAGUCAGGAACUCUCACAGCACACCUUUGACUUAUUCCCUACCCUCAUCUACAGUAGCUGCAGGGAGGUGCAGACUACAGAACAGCUGUUCCCAGACAACUCGAGCCCGAACCACAACGUAACUGCUUCCACGCGUGGUUAGGGACAAGCAGAGGCAGGUCUGAGUGGCAGAUGCGCAGCUUUUUGCUGUUGUUAGCAAGUUUCUUUUCAGAUGUCAUCCAGCGCUCCCAGAUAAUCAUUCUGUACAGCAAAGAGAGGGGGGCUGCUCUUAGAGCAAGGGGGUAAUAAUGAUAAAAGGACAGCUGUCGCCUGUGCGGAGUUCUUGAGUAACUGGACUUCAGCCUCUGUUCUGUCAUAAAAGGAACAAGCAAUGCUGUGAAGUGGGGCUAAUGCAAAGAUACACGUGCCACCACAGCCAACACUGCUGCCACAGCAGGGGAGUGGUAAAGCGAGACAGACAUCACCGCACACUCUGCACGCUACUACAGCUGAGGUGUAAGAGGUAAAGAACACCUGUACUGCGAAGCUCUGGGCUUUAAACAACUCUGGUCUAUGUCUGCUUCUUAAAUCUUCUGAAUAUUGGAGAACGAGAGCUGCAGAGUAAAGGCUAGUUUCAAGUAACUCUCUGCUCUGAUAAAAAACAUCUUUACUGUUCAUCCCAGUCGAAGACACAUUGUCACCGAUGGAUUAUUGGAUUGUUUGUGGCUAAGGAAACGUCCCCCAUUCCUGCUUCCUGCAGCAGUGAGGUAUUCCUUGGCUCUCAGUCCUCAGCACGGGGAAUUCCAGCUAAGCAAAUGCUUUAAACUGGAGGAAAUGUAGCAACAUCGGGGUUGUCUACUAAUAAAACUCAGAAGCAAGACACUGCAGAGCCUUUGCAAGAGAAGCAAGCCACUCCGUUCACACAGGCUUAAAUACCCAAGCCAGGCUUCGUCGGGAGUUAAAGGUCAGCAUCGCACUGGAAGGGAGUUCAAAUAAUUAGAUAGCAUCCUUCAACGUUUCUUGCAGCUAUCCUUAAAUGAAUUAAGCUGUUUAUGAAUUGAUCUCAAAAUGACUCAUCUGUGCAAGUCUUCACUGCAUUUCCAUGGUAGUUACUGCCUAUGUUUUACCGCAAGCCCCCAAAUACCCAGGGGCCAUCAGGGUGUGGUUUUUUUUGGGUCAAGGGGAAAUCCAAACCGUCUCAUGCUGUGUUGCCGUAAUGGUCCUCAUUUUACAGAGAAUAAAAAUCGGGUUAAAUAUUAA